Colletotrichum fioriniae is the source of this 1827-nucleotide messenger RNA. The record is from RefSeq and is a predicted model, not a curated record. Lineage: Eukaryota; Fungi; Ascomycota; Sordariomycetes; Glomerellales; Glomerellaceae.
AUGCAGCAGCACAAUCAGACCUAUGAGCCCCCAUCUUCGGCCGAGAUUCGAUGCGUCGAGGCUUUCUUUGAUGGAUUCCACCGCAACUUUCCUAUUCUACACGAGGGUUCAUUCCACAUUGUAUCAACUCAAGUGCCUCUGUUGAACGUAAUCACAGCUGUUGGGAGCCUCUACUGCGAGUCUUCAUUCGACGAGGCUGCUCGGAAGGCCGUAUUCGAGUCCACACUGUCUGCACUACAACAAUAUGUUGAGCAGAACCGAUCACGAUACCAAGAGAUCUGGGUUCUUCAAACCUUUCUCCUCCUCGAAUUCCUCGGCAUCUACGGCGGCAACGACACGAGCUUCCUUAAGGCUCAGCGCAUUCAUCGAGACCUAAUAGACGCGAUACGACUUCUCCAGAUGUCUCAAGACAGCUCCCUAGAGUCUCUGUCUACCAACUCUGGCGAAGACAGUGGAUAUGGCGAGGAGGGUGAUGAAGACGACAUCAACGAACCGGUCAGCGCCGAAGCUCUCAACGAGCAAUGGCAGGAUUUCAUCAAGAAGGAAUCAAAGAAACGAUGCGUUUACAUGCUCUACCUUCUCGAUUCACAACUCGCCAUCCUCUGUAACCUCAGACCCAUGCUCUCUUCGCUCGAGAUCAAGUACGACCUGCCCUGCUGCGAAGAUAUCUGGCUCGCCCGCUCCGACAGGGAUUGGUACGAGCGUCGCCGGCAACGAUUCAAAUCCUUUGACGAGCCCGACGACAACGCCUAUUCACACGAGACACCCCCAUCGCAAGGCUUCUUCUACGAAGCUUCGCAGACGCUUCUCCAUUCAGGGCGCGGCGACGACAAGGAUAAUGGCGGAGGGAAACGGCAGCCCAAGAAACUCAGGCUUCUCUGGGCUUCGCCUUUUGCCGCCGUCAUUCUUGUUACUCAGCUACAGAUGAUGGCCCGCGAGCUCACACACGCUAGUUGUCUACUGGAACGGCCCAAGGCACAGCGGCGAGCUCUUUCCAUCUUGACAGACAAGCAGCACGCGCAAAUAUCGCAGGCACUGAAAGGGAUUGCCGAGUUGGUACCGCGUAAUCAGAAGCCAGUGUUCAGCUUCUUUGAUUUUGGACGCAUGGACGUCCUUCCAGACGGUUCGGACCAGACUCCGCUGUGGCACACAUUCUGGAUACUUUGGUACUACACCUCCAUCACUUUAUCACACCCGGACUCGCUAUUGGUGAGCGGUGUUGUUGAGUCUAAUCUCCCUCUUGCGAUAGCUACCGCCGGCCACCUUGCAACACCACGGUCCAAAGAUAAGCGAGACAUCUACGAAGACCGGGAUGUUUUCAGAAUACUCAAUGAUCUCGAAAUGGCUCUCGAUCUGUUAAACCCGAUAAAGUCAACCGCACCGCCUUCUCUCGAGAACCCCUUCAUCACACUGCUCGGCUUCAAGAUCUGCCUCGUGGGCUGGCGGCUCGUGCGUCUCACAAUGCCCGCGGCUCAGCGCAGUAGCGUCAGCGAUAUGAAUGGAUCUGGAGGGAUGGGUAUGGGACUAGGAACGGGAAUGGGGAACAGUACUAACGGGCGUUCCAACCCCAGCCGCUUUGUUUUGGAUGCUAUCAUGGCCUGUGUUGGGAAUGCCGGAGACGAUGAUGUCGAAAAUGCGGCGGCUGCGCUGGCUAUGCUGGAUGACAGGCCUGUUGACCUUGCACGGAGUGAGGUGCGGUUCCUGGAAUGGAUCGUUGCCAACUUUAAUAAGCGGACGACUUGGCCGGUUGGGAAGUGGGUGGCCACGGUGAUGGAGGAGAGUCUCUCCAAGGCGAAAGAGGCUUAUGCAGCACCACAUAGUGAAUGA